Eruca vesicaria subsp. sativa (arugula) is the source of this 2531-nucleotide messenger RNA. NCBI's taxonomy places the organism in Eukaryota, Viridiplantae, Streptophyta, Magnoliopsida, Brassicales, Brassicaceae. The record is from the annotation of a GenBank genome assembly.
GAGAGGCGUUAACAAUGGCCUCUCUUUCUCUCUGCUCCGCUCACUUGUCUUCAACUCCGACUCGCUCCUCGCUUCCCACUUCAUCGCUUUCUCCUCCUCUGUCUCUCUUCCCAUCACCGAUCAUCCGUCGCAAUAGUAGUAUCUUCUUCACCAUCACCCCGCCACGCCAGAUUCCUCAAUCCUUCCCAACAUCCACUUCUCUGGUAAGGUGUUGUGCAAAGGAGCCAUUGAAGGUGAUGAUAUCGGGUGCACCAGCUUCAGGAAAAGGCACUCAGUGUGAGCUCAUCGUUCAAAAGUUUGGUUUGGUGCACAUAUCAACGGGGGAUCUUUUGAGAGCAGAGGUGUCAUCCGGGACAGAGAUCGGGAAUAAAGCAAAAGAGUUCAUGAACUCGGGUAGUUUGGUCCCGGAUGAGAUUGUAAUUGCGAUGGUGGCUGCAAGAUUAUCACGUGAAGACGCUAAAAAGCAUGGAUGGCUUCUUGAUGGAUUUCCACGGACUUUUGCUCAGGCACAAAGUCUGGACAAACUAAACGUCAAACCAGACAUUUUCCUCUUAUUAGAUGUUCCUGACGAAAUUCUAGUCGAGCGAUGUGUUGGUAGAAGGUUGGAUCCAGUGACUGGAAAAAUUUAUCAUAUUAAAAGUUACCCUCCUGAAUCAGACGAAGUUAAAGCAAGACUGGUUAUACGCCCUGAUGACACAGAAGAGAAGGUAAAAGCACGUUUGAAAAUAUACAAACAAAAUUCAGAAGCUAUUAUUUCUGCAUACUCAGAUGUUAUGAUCAAGAUCGAUGCAAACAGGCCAAAAGAAGUGGUCUUCAAGGAGACUGAAACUCUUCUUUCUCAGAUACACCUACAAAGAAUGAUAAAGACUGAUAAAGCAUCUCCUGUUCAGGAUAACUGGAGAGGAAUACCGACGAAACUGAAUAACAUUCCUCAUUCGAGAGAUAUCAGAUCUUAUUUUUAUGAAGAUGUUCUGCAAGCCACAGUCAGGUCGAUCAAAGAUGGAAACACUCGUCUUCGGGUAGAUAUAAAUAUCCCUGAGCUAAACCCUGAAAUGGAUGUUUACCGGAUAGGAACCUUGAUGGAACUGGUUCGAACUCUAGCUUUAUCAUUCGCUGAUGAUGGAAAAAGAGUGAAGGUAUGUGUUCAGGGGUCAAUGGGGGAAGGUGCACUCGCUGGGAUGCCACUGCAGUUGGCUGGCACUCGAAAGAUUUUAGAAUAUAUGGACUGGGGUGAUGAUGAAACUUUGGGAACUUUCGUCAAGCUUGGUGCAAUUGGUGGUAAAGAAGUUGAUGAAGAAGACGACAUAUUCAUCUUAGUGGCUCCACAAAAUGCCGUUGGAAAUUGUAUCAUAGAUGAUCUACAAGCGAUGACUAGUGCUGCUGGUAAGAGGCCAGUUGUACUUAUCAAUCCUCGCCUCAAGGACUUACCCGCUUCAAGUGGCAUAAUGCAAACAAUGGGCAGGGAAAAAAGACUUGAAUACACCUUAACAUUUGACAAUUGCUAUGUAUUUCGGCUACUUUAUUAUGCUGGAACACAAUACCCGAUUAUGGGCGCUCUAAGGUACUUUUGGGAUGUGACUAUCAAGAAAAAGCACGAGAAAAUCGUGUCUGAAUCUUCUUUUACACUGAAUAUGGUUAGGAUGUCUUAUCCUUACCGGUAUGAGCUUUACAAGAGGAUGACUGAGGAAAAUGGAAAGGAAAAGUAUGUAUUGAUAUCAACAUACUCUGAAAGGCCAACCCCUGACCAAAUCAACGAUGCCUUCUCUGGAAAAUCUCGGGAGGAAAGCAAGAAGCCUUCAGGAAUCUGGGGGUUCCUAGGCAGCGGAUUUUUCUAGAGGGGGGAAGCUAAAGUUGUGAUACUACUUUUGGCCCUUUUUUUUUGUCAUCUAAAUAUUUCGUUCAUUUUCAAGGUCAUCAAUACAACCUACCUUAUCUUUACACCCGCUAGUAUACCAAAAAAGUACAGCCCUAAAAGCCACACUGAGUAAAAUAAGAGAGGCCAAACGGUUCUCAUUUUCAGAGAGGUCCUGCAACCAAAAAGGAUUAUCAUGCAGCUACAUAGGAUUCAGUUCUUGCAUCCACAGUCACACUUUGAGCAAUGAGAAAUGCACCUUUAUUUCUCUUUCUCACUUCCUUUGUCACCCUCCACCCUGCAAUAUUUACUUAGCUUAAGCAACAUGUUAGCUCCUGUUUGAUCCAAAAAUGGUGUUUUUUGUAGAAUCAUAACAAUAAAAGAUUUAAGAAUUUGAUUCUUAAAUCGUUGAGGUUUAGGAGAAAUCAACAAAUAAAUCGAAUGAGAAUAGAACAUCAAAGAGAUUUAUUGAUAUGAUUCAUUACAUUGAGUGAAUAUAAAUGUAAAGUAAAUCUAUAAAUCCCUAAGAAGUGUUCUUAGUAUAAAAAUGAGAAGAGCAUCCCCUCUAAUAAGGAGGUAGUUCCUUAUUUAUAGGAAUGUGAGAACUAGGGUUUCCUAGUGAGAUGGGCUAAUUCAUUGUCUUAAUGGGUCUUAUUGGUGGUAAAACCCAUGUCCAACA